Sinocyclocheilus rhinocerous is the source of this 2427-nucleotide messenger RNA. Its product is annotated as ATP-dependent Clp protease ATP-binding subunit clpX-like, mitochondrial. The record is from RefSeq and is a predicted model, not a curated record. The transcript has 14 exons. Lineage: Eukaryota; Metazoa; Chordata; Actinopteri; Cypriniformes; Cyprinidae. Bases 299 to 2173 code for a protein of 624 amino acids. Gene Ontology annotation, cellular component: mitochondrial matrix. Gene Ontology annotation, biological process: protein folding. Gene Ontology annotation, molecular function: zinc ion binding; ATP-dependent protein folding chaperone; ATP hydrolysis activity.
GAGAUGAUUCUCGGUCAGAAUGAUUCAGUGACUCAAGAGUGUCAUCGGUUGUUUACUCGUAUAUCACAGUGUCUAGCUCAGACAGCAGUGUGUGUUUAGUUCAGACCCCAAAAUAACGUAUUUCGCUUAUUAAUGUAAUUGCUUCUUAUUAAUUCACAGAUUUGAUUUUAAGUCAUUUAUUAUUGUCGGGCCUGUAUUGAAUGGCUUUCGCUGCGUUAGCUCUAAGCUAGCGCUAACCUUCCAUCGCUCCGCAAAUUCAACCGAUUCAGUUAGUCAAAAAACACAACAACACUCAAGCAUGUCGUGUACGUGUGCUUCAGCAGCGAGAAAACUGCUAAAUUCAGCUCACAAAGGAAUUUCUGGCUCUAGAGUCCAGUUACUGUCACUGAGCCGCCUGGGGACUCGUGAGGUUCGUCUGGCACGCCGUGUCCCCGUGAGGUGGUUCUCGGAGACCUCUGUGUAUUAUGCUUCAAAAGAUGGGAUGAAAGAUGGAGAUGGUGGAAAGAAAUCAGUUGGUGAAGGAAGUGGAAAAAGAAGCAGCUCUAGUAAUUCCGGCAAAGGAGGAAGUCAGCUGAGGUGCCCCAAAUGUGGAGAUCCUUGCACACAUGUAGAAACAUUUGUUUCAUCAACUCGCUUUGUGAAAUGUGAAAAAUGCCACCACUUUUUUGUGGUGCUUUCAGAAACAGACACUAAGAAGAGUUUGAGUAAAGACCCAGAGUCUGCAGCGGAAGCUGUUAAGUUGGCUUUCCAGCAGAAACCCCCUCCGCCACCUAAAAAGAUCUAUGCUUAUCUUGAUAAGUAUGUUGUGGGUCAGGAUCAUGCUAAGAAGGUUCUGUCGGUGGCCGUGUACAAUCAUUAUAAACGCAUCUACAACAACAUGCCGGCAGGCUCCAGGCAGCAGCAGGUGGAGGUAGAGAAACAGGCAUCCCUCACUCCUCGAGAGCUAGAGCUAAGACGACGGGUGGAUGAAUACAGGUUUACAAAGCUGCUGCAGAUUGCAGGGAUCAGUCCUCAUGGAAACGCUCUGGGCGCCUCCAUGCAGCAGCAGCUGAACCAGCAGGCACCUCCAGAGAAGAGAGGAGGAGAAGUGCUGGACUCCACACACACCGACAUCAAACUAGAGAAGAGCAACAUAGUGGUGCUGGGCCCCACUGGCUCAGGGAAAACGCUUCUGGCCCAAACAUUGGCCAAAUGCCUGGAUGUUCCCUUUGCAAUCUGUGACUGCACCACCCUCACUCAGGCAGGGUACGUGGGAGAGGACAUAGAGUCAGUCAUCGCAAAGCUACUGCAGGACGCCAACUAUAUGAUCGAGAAAGCUCAACAAGGUAUCGUGUUUUUGGAUGAAGUAGACAAGAUAGGUAGCGUUCCUGGGAUCCAUCAGUUAAGGGACGUGGGAGGAGAGGGAGUGCAGCAGGGUUUACUGAAGCUACUGGAAGGCACUAUUGUUAAUGUUCCUGAGAAGAACACGAGGAAACUGAGAGGUGAAACUGUCCAAGUUGACACCACCAACAUCCUGUUUGUAGCAUCUGGAGCGUUUAACGGACUUGACCGUAUCAUCAGCAGGAGAAAGAAUGAGAAGUACCUUGGGUUCGGAACACCGUCUAACAUGUGGAAAGGUCGACGGGCGGCGGCAGCGGCUGACCUCGCUAACACCACGGGUGGAGAAGUGGACGUGGUGGCUGAGAUUGAGGAGAAGGACCGGCUUCUGAAACACGUGGAGGCCAGAGACCUCAUUGAGUUCGGGAUGAUUCCUGAGUUUGUGGGCCGUCUUCCUGUUGUGGUUCCGCUGCACAGCCUGGAUGAGAAGACACUGGUGCAGAUCCUCACAGAGCCACGCAAUGCUGUUGUGCCUCAGUAUCAGGCUCUCUUCAGCAUGGACAAGUGUGAUCUCAACGUGACACCUGAUGCCCUGAGAGCGAUUGCCAGAUUGGCUCUGGAGCGUAAAACCGGAGCCCGCGGGCUUAGAUCCAUAAUGGAAAAACUGCUGCUAGAUCCCAUGUUUGAGGUGCCACAUUCAGAUAUUGUGGCCGUGGAAGUGAACAAGAAAGUGGUUGAUGGAAAAGCGCCACCUCAGUACAUACGAGCUGCAGCUAAAGACUCCUCUGAGGAGGAGUACGACUCUGGAAUCGAAGAGGAAAACUGGACAAGACAGGUGGAUGCUGCCAAGAACUAAAAACUACAAACCCGGUUUAUAGUCAAGACAUUUCUUUAGCUGAAUGUUUGACUCCUUGGUUCUCCUAAGGGUCCAUUUCUCACUGUAUGCUAGUGAUGAUUUCUUACUCACUUUGGAAAAUCCUAUUCCUUGAAAAUAUCCCAAAUCUUACUCACUUUAAGCAAUCAUGGCUUAGAGUUUAAAAUAAACCAAAUUCUCCCCUGACACGUUCCUCGUAAAGAGAUUGUUAACAGUAUGUGAAAUGUAAAGAGAAU